AUGGAUGACAAUGAUACGAGUAAUGAUAUGCACUAUGAUAAAAAACGUUCUAGCAUUAAUCGUCAUGGAAUGAUCAAAAUUUGCUCAUCGAUUCUGCUCCCUUUCAUGAUCGGUUUAUUGACUUUAACGGUAUCGGUUGUUCAACUUUAUAUUGCCAGUGAGGAACGAACAAAAGAUUUUUCUAUAUCUGAAGCAAACCGAGAUAAAGAUCGUUUCAUUGCUAAUCGAACGCGUGAACAAGAUUUGAUUAUCGCUAAUAGACUUCGUUGGGAUACUAUUUUGGCUACUUAUAUCAAAGAAAUAUCUGAAAUCUUGACAUCAUCGAAUUUUUCCUCCAGAAAAGUCGAUCCACUUGUUCUGACUAUUGUCCGAGCAAAAACAUUGACUGCUUGUCGUCAAUUAGAUACUGAGCGUAAAGCAUGGCUUAUUCAAUUUCUUUACGAAUUCGGUGCUAUUCUUGUCGGACAAAAUCCUAUUGAUAUGACAAAUGCAUAUUUAGAUGGUAUUGAUUUGAGUACUUCAGUUUUCAAUAGUAUUCAACAGGCAAGUUUAUCUGGAAUUUCACUUAGUGGUGCAUCAUUGGUUAAUGCUUCGUUUGAUGAAAGAUAUCUCAAUGGAGCAAAUCUUAGUGGAUGUACAAUGAUGGGAGCAUCAUUUAGACGUGCUCGACUCGACGAUGUUACAUUUAAAAAAGCAGCACUACGGAAUGCUGAUUUUACUCGUGCAUCAACGAGUCGUGUGAACUUUAUCUGGAGUGAUUUACGUCGAUCAAAUCUUGAUGAUAAUCAACUUCAUCAAGCUAAUAGUUUCUAUUUGACUAUUUUGCCAAAUGGUACAUUCGGUCGUCAUCCGAAUCUUCUUACUAACGGCAAUGCUGAAGAAGAACGAUCCUGCACUUCGACGCGUCUGACUCGCAUACCAAAUGGUCGUUGGACAGUGAUGCCAUCUCGACAGCAAAAUAGUAUUGGUUUUAUGACUAUCAAUGCUUCACUUGUUCAACAUCAGAUUAAUUGUGGAUGGACGGAAAAGAUUGCACAUUCUUCCAUUGAUGAGGAUAAUAAAACCAACGCUGACAUUGCUUGGAACGUUGGUCGCUGUUCAUAUGUUACAACAGCAGUACCUGUUUCACUCAUUCAAAAUUUCAAUAUACCGAAGUAUUAUCAGUAUGCAAAGCGUCCAUAUUAUUCUUGGCAUAUGACUAUUUUCUGUGGCAUAUUAUCCAAUGUUGAUAUCAAGAUUUCCUUAGUAUUGGAAGAAAGAAAUGACCAAAAUAAGACCAUUCAAACGUAUGAGUUAGGUAAGUUCAGCAAAUAUGAAAAGAAAAAUAAAUAA
Rotaria sp. Silwood2 is the source of this 1332-nucleotide messenger RNA. NCBI's taxonomy places the organism in Eukaryota, Metazoa, Rotifera, Eurotatoria, Philodinida, Philodinidae. The record is from the annotation of a GenBank genome assembly.